AGUUUUUAACAGUUAGAGAAGCGUUUAAUACCAGUACAGAGGAACUUAUUCAAGUACCACUGUUAAAGGUACAGAAACUCUCUGCAUUUUUUAAAUGUCCCACGCUGCUUGGAUUCCGUCAAAGUACGGGUGAGGUGACAGAUGGAGGAGGAGAAAGAUUGGCUGCUUCUCCAAGAGUUCAAAUCCAUGGAUUUCGUUUUGCGGAGAUGUACAAAGCAUAAUGAAUAUAGAAUAAAUCCAGUUAGAAUCAAUAAAGCGAAAGCAUCCAUUUCAAGAGAAUGUACUCAAAUGAUAAUAAAUUUGAUGCUAUUUCCAGUUCCGAGAGAGGAUGAGAUGCUUCCGGUACGGUGGUUGGAUCUCGUCACCCUGGAGGGUACACAAAAAGGUGGGGGAUCAGCUAGAUACUGCAAGUGGAAAUACCCCUCACUAAAUAACAGAUGUGCAACUUGA
This is a messenger RNA of Argiope bruennichi, 450 nucleotides long. RefSeq lists its product as uncharacterized. NCBI's taxonomy places the organism in Eukaryota, Metazoa, Arthropoda, Arachnida, Araneae, Araneidae. The transcript is spliced from 5 exons. The coding region runs from base 142 to 450 and encodes 102 amino acids. The record is from RefSeq and is a predicted model, not a curated record.